GUGACCUUUCCAGCGACAGCCUCCCGCCCGCAGACCUAUACAUUUUCUGCAGCCUCCUGCACGACUGGCCGGAUGACCGACUCCACGGGGUCCUGAGCCGGAUCUCCGGCAGCUGCAAACCAGGCGCUGGCCUCCUGCUGGCCGAACUGGCGCCCACGGAGGAGGAGGAGGCCAGCGGGGCGGCGCGGAGGCCCCCAGGGCUGCGGCCCCGGGGGGUGGGACGGCGCCCCCGGAGCCCCGGGCAGUACCGCCGCCUCCUGCAGCGGCUCGGCUUCCAGGACGUGCAGGCGGCGCGCGCGGGAGGCCUGCUGCACGUGGUCCUGGGGACCCGGGCCCCACCCUGAGGGUCGCCCCGCCGCGAGCUCACAGCGCGAGCCGGCCGGGGUGAUUCCCAGAGAAGAGGUGUCUCGCGGGGCAACGAUUAUUAAAGGAGGCGGAAAGCAGGCAGUCUCCGCACGCGUCUGUAGGGGGUGCCCUGGACCCAGGACGUGCGCACCCCCAACCCGGGAGCGGAAGGCUAAGCGGGCUGGGAGUGCUUGGUGGCGGAUGCUUGGUGGGGGAGCGUCGCGGGGACUCAGAGAGGGGCCUGGGGCGCCCCGGGGCUGGACGCGACCAACAGAGGGGACCCCCAGGAAAGCCAGGGGGCGCGGUCCUCCCCCCGAGGGCACCUGGUCGCAGCCGGGCUGGGCCCCCAGUGACAAGUGACGUGCAAAGCCAGCCCCGGGGGCACGGUCGCUCGGGACAACAGGUUCCCUAGAAGAAACUUUCCCUUCUAACCAGAGGGGUCUGAACACCCGCCCGCGGGGAGGGGGGGUAGCCGAGCCCCCCACCCCACCCCAAGAGCCCUUGCUGCAGUCCGCCUAAUGCAGGCGGGACUCAGGGGUCCCACACCCACGACCAGGCCCGCGAGCCAAGGACACGCCCGAGCGAGACCCCCAGCUGCAGGCUGACGGCAGCUAACGUCUGCGGAAGCGAGGCGCGCCGGCCCGUGGGGGCCUUAUCCGCCUCACUCUCCUUUUCCUGUUGGGACUCUUUGCAGUAAAAA
This is a messenger RNA of Capra hircus (goat), 1045 nucleotides long. RefSeq names its product N-acetylserotonin O-methyltransferase-like protein. The record is from RefSeq and is a predicted model, not a curated record. Gene Ontology annotation, molecular function: O-methyltransferase activity. NCBI's taxonomy places the organism in Eukaryota, Metazoa, Chordata, Mammalia, Artiodactyla, Bovidae.